Messenger RNA from Aspergillus caelatus, 1161 nucleotides. Its product is annotated as beta-lactamase-like protein. The transcript is spliced from 2 exons. The coding region runs from base 86 to 1141 and encodes 351 amino acids. Gene Ontology annotation, biological process: secondary metabolite biosynthetic process. The record is from RefSeq and is a predicted model, not a curated record. Lineage: Eukaryota; Fungi; Ascomycota; Eurotiomycetes; Eurotiales; Aspergillaceae.
UCACCAGCGUAUACAGCAAUAAUUUUUGUCAAGUAAAUUUUUUGUCAAUAAUUGUGAAUCUAUCUUCUCUAUCACUGACGUAUGAAUGCCCUCAACUACUAUGCCUGACGGGUUUUACUCCUCGCCCUUCUGGGCUGGCUACCUAGAAGCACAACGAAGCAAGCUACCUGUACUUCCAGAAAUUGACGAUGGCUUGUCUGGCUGCGUUGUGCGCUUCCUUGGAUGCAAUCCUGGAAGCAUGCAGCUACAGGGCACCAACACAUACCUAGUUGGUACUGGAAGCACUAGAAUACUCAUUGACACUGGAGAGGGAGCUCCGCAAUGGGCACUGAGUGUGACCAGAUAUCUCGAAGACCAUGACAUCUCUAUUUCUCAUGUCCUUAUCACACAUUGGCACAAGGACCAUACUGGCGGGAUAGCCGAUCUCCUUGUUCAUGAUUCCGACAUAAAAGUAUACAAGCACAGGCCUGGCCAGGAUCAGCUAGACAUCGUAAACGGGCAAACCUUUCCAACGCAAGGUGCGACUCUCAGGGCAGUCCUGACGCCUGGGCACACUGUUGAUCAUAUGUGCUUCGUAUUGGAAGAGGAAAAUGCACUAUUCACCGGUGACAACGUGUUAGGCCAUGGCUACAGUGUAGCUGAGGAUCUGGAAGCCUACACAGCUAGCCUUCGUCUGAUGGCAAGCCUAAGGUGUGCCGUCGGGUAUCCCGGCCACGGAGAAGUGAUAUCUAACCUGCCCCAAACAAUUGCAAAGUAUAUCGCGCAAAGAAUCUCAAGAGAAAGACAGAUAUACACCGUGCUGGCUCGGCAAGCUUCUUCGUCUUCUACAUCCCGUAAUGCGAGCAGCGCAAGCAUUGUCAGGGGCAUCAACAGUGGCGAUGCAAGAGGCGCUAGCGACUCUGGUAGUAGCCGCAAUGAUGAACAUGGCAGUGGGAUGGACACAGUGCAGGGCCUAUCCACAGCUGACAUAGGCGGUCUCAUCUACGGAGAAGUCUCCAAGGAUAGCGCAACGUUUGAUUCAGCUGUUGGGCCCCUGUUGAAUCAGGUUUUAUACAUGUUGCUAGAGCAAGGCAAGGUUGGUUCUAGAUUAAUUGGGCCGGAUAAUACUAGGCAUUGGUUUGCAACGGGUCAACCAAUUUAAGAAAGAAUUUCAUGUUUCUG